Molecule: messenger RNA, 1669 nt
Organism: Helianthus annuus (common sunflower)
Lineage: Eukaryota; Viridiplantae; Streptophyta; Magnoliopsida; Asterales; Asteraceae
Product: protein PSK SIMULATOR 1-like
Exons: 1
Coding region: 239-1642 (467 amino acids)
Biological process (GO): positive regulation of growth
Source: RefSeq, a predicted model, not a curated record
CACACACACACACACACACAGUGGGCUGGGUUGGGUAAUAUAAUGCAUCCCCUCACACUUCCCAUGAGUCCAUCAACCUUUGAUCCUCAUUAUUCUCUCUUGUAUUAAUUUCACUCACGCACAUCAAACCCUCAAUCAUUCAAUUCCCAUUGCAUUUACUCCUUCAACCCAUCUAUAUAAUCUCUCAUCUAAAUCACUCUUCUUUGUCUGUUAUUUCCAUUUUAAGUUUAAACCCAAUAUGGGCAUUGAAACAUGGCUCAUCAAAGUCAAGAAAUCAAUCUCACACAGUUUCGAUUCCGGUUUUCAUAAACCGGUGACGAUCAAGAAAUCGAGGGUCGGAGUUUUGGCCUUUGAGGUUGCUGGGAUCAUGCCAAAGCUUAACUACAUGUGGCAGUUUUUAUCCGACAAGAAUAUGGCUAGUCUUCGCAACGAAUCGAUAUGCCUAGAAGGUGUUCGACGAAUUGUCUCAACGGACGAUGUGUUUCUUCUCAGCUUAGCUUGUGCUGAGAUGGUUGAAAACCUUAAAGCAGUUUCGAAAUCUGUUUCUAGACUGAGUAAACGGUGUGAAGACGCGAACUUGCGCUGCUUCGAGAUGUUGUUUGAUGGUUUUGCGAAUACGGGCCGUGAUCCGCAUAAUUGGGUUGUGAGCUGGAAAGAAAUGGAGGCCCGGAAUAAGAAGAUGGAGAGAUAUGUUUGUACAACUGCUGCACUUCAUCGCGAGAUCGAUGAAUUAACUGUUAUCGAAAACAGUUUGAAGAAACAUUCGCAGUGCGAUACGCAUAAAAAAGAUUACGCUUCGAAGCAACAGAAGAUUCUUGAUUUGCAGCAAAAGCUCCAGUGGCAGAAACAAGAGAUCAAGUAUCUAAAAGAGAAGUCGUUAUGGAACAGAAGUUUCGAUACAGUUACAUCGUUGCUUGUAAAAUCGAUCUUUACGAUUCUCGCACGAAUCAAACUCGUGUUCAAUAUCAACCACGGGUACCCGCCUUCGCUCCACCGAAGCCUUUCGGCUUCCGCCACUAUAUACCCGUCGGAUCAGGCCCCGAGUUCUUUCACCUUUGUAUCCGGGCCAUUGGCGAAAAGCACGAAACAUACAGAAAACAACCACCUCGCACACGGGUUUUUCAACACGAAUUCGGAGAUUCUAAAACCGUCGUCAACCACUUUAGGCGCGGCUGCUCUCGCUCUACAUUACGCCAAUUUAAUCAUCGUGACGGAGAAGAUGAUACGAUCGCCUCAACUAGUUGGUGUCGAUGCGCGGGAUGAUAUCUACUCGAUGUUACCAAACAGCAUUCGAUCUUCGUUGAGGUGUCGGUUGAAAGGGAUCGGGUUUACAGCGAGUGAUCCGGUUCUUGCGGGGGAGUGGCGAGCGGCGUUGGGGAAGAUAUUAGGGUGGUUGUCACCAAUGGCUCAUAAUAUGAUGAAAUGGCAAAGUGAAAGAAGCUUUGAGCAUCAGAAAUUGAUGCCGAAAACGGGUGUUCUUCUGUUGCAAACACUCUUCUUUGCAGAUCAACAGAAAACUGAGGCUGCUAUAACUGAGCUUUUAGUUGGUUUGAAUUAUAUUUGGAGAUUUGAAAGAGAAAUGAAUGCUAAAGCAUUGUUAAAUUGUAGCAAUUUCAAGAAUGUGCAGAAGAAUAGCAGUUAAGAAAAAUGAUUUGUUUUCAUUUUUCAA